Cyphomyrmex costatus is the source of this 1983-nucleotide messenger RNA. RefSeq lists its product as uncharacterized. Gene Ontology annotation, biological process: glutathione metabolic process. The record is from RefSeq and is a predicted model, not a curated record. The coding region runs from base 1 to 1983 and encodes 660 amino acids. Gene Ontology annotation, molecular function: glutathione transferase activity. Lineage: Eukaryota; Metazoa; Arthropoda; Insecta; Hymenoptera; Formicidae. The transcript is spliced from 15 exons.
AUGCCAGUGUUAUAUUAUUUUCCUUUCAGUCCACCUUCCCGAGCUGUCUUGCUCGUGGCAGAAGCAAUAGGGCUCGAACUGGAGUUGAUAUCAUUGAACCCAUGGACUGGUGAGACUUUGACACCGGAAUUCGAGGAGAUAAAUCCACAAAAGACAAUUCCUUUCCUAAUCGACGAUGAUCUCAAAAUAUCAGAAAGUCGAGCUAUCAUGGGUUAUUUAGUCGAUCAGUAUGGCCAAGAUGAUACAUUGUAUCCACGCAAUAUAAAGGCACGUGCUUUAGUUAAUCAACGAUUAUAUUUCGAUCUGGACAGUCUUUUUGCGAGUAUACUCGCUUAUUACAUCCUCGUCUUUAUGAAAAGAGUCGAUGCGCAUGAUCCAGAGCAAUAUAAAAAACUAACAGAAAACUUCCAAAUUAUGAACAAUUUUCUUGAAGGACAAGAUUACGUGACUGGAGAUACUUUAACGAUCGCCGAUCUUUCCCUAGUUGCGUCCAUAACCACAGCGAUGGCUUUUGGGUUUGAUUUGGAAGAAUACAAAAACAUUUCUGACUGGUUGGAAAGAAUACAAACAUCUGCACCUGGAUACGAUAAGAUUAAUAAUGGACCUAUGGAAAUGUUCAAGCAAAUGCUUCAAGGAAAUGAUUCACAAGGCAACACAGAAGAAGUAGAAGGAGAAGGAAGAGAAGAAGAAGCAGAAGGAGAAGGAGAAGAUGGAGGAGAAGAAAUGCCUAUCGAUCUUUAUCAACGUACCGGAAGUCCGCCAUGUCGAGCCGUGCUCUUGGCGGCGGCGGCCUUAGAAGUGGAUUUAAAUCUAAAAGACAUUGAUCUUCGUAGCGGCGAACACUUAAAACCUGAAUUUUUAAAGAUGAACCCACAACAUACAAUACCUACACUGAAUGACAAUGGCUUUUAUUUGGGUGAAAGUCGUGCGAUUAUGACCUACCUGGCCAAUCAAUAUGGCAAGAAAGAUUCUCUCUAUCCAAAAGAUCCAAAGAAACGAGCUUUAGUUGAUCAGAGACUAUACUUCGAUAUAGGAACACUAUAUAAAUCAUUCUCCGACUUUUAUUUUCCGAUAAUGUUCUCCGGCGCCACUGCGACGCAAGCAACAUACGAUAAGAUGACCAACGCAUUGUCUGUUUUCGAUAAAUUCCUAGAAGGAGAAAAUUAUGCAGCGGGAAAAACUCUAACUCUCGCUGAUCUUGCCUUGGUCGUCACUAUUUCUAAUUUUAAGCUUAUGGACUAUGACUUGAGUAAAUUUAACAACAUUCUAAGAUGGUAUACCAAGAUCAAAGCUGAAGCUCCUAAAUAUAAUGAAAUUGAAGAUUUCAAGAUGCCCAUCGAUCUUUAUCAACUUACUGGAAGUCCGCCAUGUCGGGCUGUUCUCUUGACAGCAGCAGCCGUAGGAGUAGAUUUAAAUGUAAAAAACGUGGAUCUUAAUGCCGGCGAACACCUAAAACCUGAAUUUAUUAAGAUGAACCCACAACAUACGGUACCUACAUUGGACGACGACGGCUUAUAUUUGUGUGAAAGUCGCGCAAUUAUGACCUAUCUGGUUAAUCAAUAUGGUAAGGACGAUUCUCUCUAUCCAAAAGAUCCGAAAAAACGUGCCUUGGUAGAUCAAAGACUAUGCUUCGACUUGGGAACUCUGUACCAAUCGUUCACUGAUUAUUACUAUCCGAUAAUAUUUACUGGCCUCACUCCGGAGCAAACAAAAUAUGAUAAGCUGCACGAAGCUUUGUCUUACUUGGAUAAAUUCCUGGAAGGAGAAAAUUAUGUAGCGGGAAAAACUCUAACUGUCGCUGAUAUUACCUUGGCCGUCAGUGUUUCUAAUUUUCCGCUUGUGGAUUAUGACUUGAGUAAAUAUAGCAACAUUCUGAGAUGGUUUAUCAAGAUCCAAGCCGAAAUUCCUAAAUAUAGUGAUCUCGAAUCCGUUGGUAUGAAGGCAUUUGCUGACUUGAUUGAACACUAUAAAAAAAAGACGUAA